UCCAUCCCCCUCAGAGGUGCCAUGUGCUCUUUGUACGUCGAGUUAGUGGAGGUCCAUGUACUCGAGCAGCUCUAUGCGGCUGCCACUGCGGGCAUAAGCUAUGGCUUCACUGUCGGGGAAAAGGGUCUUGUGCUCAAGGUGCGGGGCUACAACGAGAAGCUCCAUCUGGUGGUGGAGGCCAUUGCCCAGGCGAUUGUGAGUGUGGCCGACAGUCUCGAGGAGUCCAUCCUAAAUAACUAUCGCGACAAUCUCCGGGAGCUCUAUUUUUAUGAGUUGAUCAAGUCGCCGCUGCUUUGCAGGGACAUUCGCGCAUGUGUGAUUGAGGAGUCUCAUUGGCUGACCAUCGACAAGUACAAGAGCAUCAAUGGCAUCACUUUGGAGGAAUUCAAGGCCUUUGCUCAACGGUUCCCUCAGGAGCUGUACAUUCAGGCCCUCAUUGAGGGCAACUACACGGAGCUGUCCGCCUGCAGUUUGUUAAAUACGGUGAUCAGUCGCCUCCAAUGUCGGGCCAUUUCAGAGCCCCAAUUGCUGGAGGACAGUGUGAAGGAAUUGCCACAAGGUAGCCACUGCAUUCUCUGUAAUGCCCUCAACGAUCGCGAUGCCAACACGGUGAUCAUGAACUACUAUCAAAUCGGACCGAAUACGAUCCGAGUGCAGAGCAUCCUCGAUCUGAUGAUGGAAAUCCUUGAGGACCCCAUCUAUGAAUAUCUGUGCACACAGGAGAAACUGUGCUACGAGGUGUACGCCAGAGUACGGCUCUAUUAUGGCAUUGUUGGGUACUCAAUUACUGCCUCGUCGCAUCAAACGAAAAAGGGAGCCAAGAAUUUGGAGCGGGGCAUCGAUCAAUUCCACCACGCGAUGCUACAGAUCCUCAACAAAAUGCGCGACGAUGAGUUUUUGCGCUCCAAGGAGAAACUCAUUCAGGCGAAGCUCGCCCCUGACGACAGCCUGGCCAUGGAAUCGGAUCGCCAUUGGGAGGAGAUUAUCAAUGGGGAUUUUCUGUUCGAUCGGAAUCAACAACAGGCCGAUGCCUUGCACAAUAUCACCAAAGAGGAGAUGAUUAGCUUCGUGGUAGACACGAAUGCCGCACAUUGUCGCAAACUUUCGAUUCAGGUAAUUGGAAAUCCGCCCACCGAAUGGGCGUACGAUUGGGCUUCGGAAAGAACCAAUUACAGCAGCGACGUCUUCCUCGAGACCCAUCAGACGCCGAGCUCUGUUUCCAUUUCAGACGAUCAAUUGGCCGAUGGCAGUGAAAAUGGGGAUUGGAAGUCCACAUCAUUCAGUUGGGAAGAAAGCCUGUACGAGGAUCUGGGCAGUCGACUGAACCUUGUACUUCUCCCCAGAGACGGCGAUGAUAUGCACACCAUUGUGGAUAUUGAUGAUUUCAAGACGAGCCUCGACACGUACCCACGCAAGUCGAUCAGGUUCCAAAAUGCCCCGCUUACAGAUUUCAAAUUAAAUGUUAUAUAACAAAAAAGAGAUUUA
Messenger RNA from Drosophila miranda, 1485 nucleotides. RefSeq names its product nardilysin-like. The transcript has 2 exons. The record is from RefSeq and is a predicted model, not a curated record. Lineage: Eukaryota; Metazoa; Arthropoda; Insecta; Diptera; Drosophilidae. Bases 22 to 1470 code for a protein of 482 amino acids. Gene Ontology annotation, molecular function: metal ion binding.